AGUGAUCGCAUCACUAAAAACUCCAAUUUUCAGUGUUUACGUUUGCGUGCGUCGUAUUUUUGCUAACAACAAAAUAUAGUUUAAACUAUUUAAGAAAUUUGAUACUUCAAUAUAAGUGUGAUAUCAGAAAUUGAAACAGUGCUGCUAAAAGCUGAUUUAAAACGUUGCGCAUGCGCCAUUCGCUUGGCCUGUAACUCGGCUUCGCCCCAGUAAAUCUAAUCGUUGACAUUCAUUUGUGGUCCACACCCCAGAUUUGAAUGUUAAUUUCCAUUUGUGCUCCCGAUUGAGGCCAUGCUUUAAAUGCGCUGCAAUGCUGCUCAGCGAGCUGCACUUCUGGACAACUCAGCGCGACGAAGUGCGCAUCAAAUGCAGCGAUUUGGGCGCCUUCCGUUAUCAGCGCCAACGCGAAGUCUCGCAGGAGCUAAGGGCGCAGUCGAAACGCGAUUAUACGGAGCGUCGUAAUGGUUUAGCUGUUCUGAAGAACAGCCGCAAGGCUGGCGGUCGCUUGAAAGAUAAUCUAAAGAAAUUGGAGGAUCUGCUGCGCACGCACAAGCUUACGCACUCCGAGUGGCAGGAUGCAGCGCAGGUGCUGCUGCUGUUUGACAAUGGAAUUAUCGCUCACAUUUGUGUCGACAUCUAUACGGGCGAUAUAUUGCGCAUGGUAUUUGAUAAGUAUCUCGUUGGCAAGCUGGCCGGGGAGCUGAUUACUGAUGCCUUUUUUACACGCUCCCACAUCGUCUUGGCCUACAAUACCAACCAGCUGACUGUGGUGCAUUUGCAACGACCCAAUGCUCGACCCCUCGGUCCGGAGAAAAUUGCGAAUAUGGAGCCUCGUAUAUUUCAUGUUAUUAUACCGGGCCUCGCAUCUGAACGGAAAUUGGCACGUCAUCUAACUGUGAAUAGCAGCAGAGAUUUGUUUGUGGUCUGGACACAGUCCUCGCAGAACGAAGUGUAUCCCUGGCGACCCACCAUCCGGGAUCAGGAUCGCGCCAAUAUACAUAUCUUUAAGCUGAAAGCCUUGCAACUGGAAUCGCUGGCCUAUUGUUGGUCGGAGAAUGAUCCACUUUGCGUGGACUUUCUGCGCAGCUCAGAGAAUCAAAUCAUCACACUCGAACAGAAAGUGUCGCGUAAGGGCGACAUCAGCGCUGAGAUUUGCUCCUAUGAAUUAGCAACGGGCAAAAUGCAACGCACUGCAAUUACCUCAAUUGCCAUGGGAACGCAGAUUUGUUGCUUCGCUUUCAGUCCGGAUCAGGAGAAACUUUUCUUGGGCAGCAUUGACCGGAAUAUAUGCCUGCAUGAUCUGGUGCUGCAGACAACCAAAUACGUGAAACAAAUCGAAAUUGUGCCAACGCAGUGUGCUUGGCAUUGCGAUUCAGCUUUGCUCUGUGUAUCCAAUGAGCGUUCCGUGCUGCAGUGCUUUGAUCUGGCUCUGUCGCCCAUUGGAAAUCAGCUGUUGAGUGAGAGUGUAACUCCAACUAAUUUGCUGGAUCUCUCGCACUACUUUGCGACGCAGCCAACGCUACUCAGCAUAGCUUUCAGUCGCAAGCCAGACUUGGCGAACUUCUCUCACAAAUAUGCGCAAACGGACUGUUUGCUACUCUUGCUGUACGAGAAUGGUCCGUUGGGUUGUCUGCGCUUCUUUGGUGGCGCCGGGAUGCGUGGCGAUAUUCACAAUUCAGGACUGACGGCUGAUGUUAUAGCAGACAAAUAUUUGCGCUUGCAGCAGCCGGAGCGAGCGGUUAAUGUGCUUGCCUCUCUGAACUGGGAGACUUAUGGAGCCAUGUGUCUGAUCACUCUGCAUAAGAUUGCGAAUUACGUUUUCUUUUCAUCUGAUCAGCGACGUCCGCGCUGCGAUCUAAUGGCUAGAGCUCUUAGCACAUUUGCACACACGCUCUCUGAGGACACCAAGGAUGAGUUUAGCGAUCAGGUUUAUGACCUAAAGCGACGCUUUUGCUUCUUUUUGAUGCGCAAAAAUCAGUUUAGUGAAGCUUUUGAAAUAGCCCAUGACAUAGCGGAUUACGAUCUGUUUAUGGACCUUUAUAACUUGACCAAAUGCAUUGCCAGCUUAAGUGAAUUCGCUCAGGUUGCUUUUGGACAGGCUGCUGCUAUCAUCCAUGGCGAUCAUCAAGGCAAUCUUAGCUUGACUUUGGCCAGCGAAUUGCGUCCGGAUUCUGCAUGCUCGCAGUUGAGCUACACGACGCCCAGUCCGCAGACUGCUCUGAAAAAUUAUGUGCCACCCUUGCCCUCGUUUAAAUCAAAGAUUUUUAAUGCUGAAAUGAUUAAGAUUAAUAUACCUAAACCUGAGCUUCGGCCAGCGUUGAUGGAACUUAGAGCGCCAAAGCUGAGUGGACCCACGACAAAUACAUCAACAAAAGGGGGCAGUCAUUCAGCAGCUAAGCAAACAACUUUGAAUGGCGCCGACUGGUCGCAGGAUGUGCCGGAUCAGACAGUGGGCCUGCCAUUGCCCUUAUCGUUGCCUGGCAGUCCGUCUCUGCAUCCACAGCAAGGCUCACAACUCACAUCACAGAUUGGCUCUCAGCAAGCCUCACAGCAUGGCUCACAGUUGACUCUGCCAUAUCAUCAGCCUAAGUUCUAUCAGCAUCCCCUUGUCUCUGGGAAUAUUCCAGCUAUGCUGCCAGCGCUGGGUAAUGAGGAGCAUCAAAAACGUUUGCUACUUAAAAAGCCAACCGCUUCCAUACUCUCAAACGCAGCAGCAGCAACUCCGCUGCUUAAUGGCGAGACGCCCAGUGUAAAGAGCACGCCGGUGGAAAAAAAUAAAGUCAAGUUCUCGGACACUAUUCAGGUGGCUGUUGUGCCGGAGAUACCACGCAAAGAGAAACCUUUGCCACCGAAACGUAAUGGGUAUUCCCGGCCAGCAGCGCGACAUUUAACAAAUCCCCGCAAGGAACUAGCGGAUAGUUUACCGCUAUGUCAUCCAAAUGAUGAGUAUUUAAAGGAUUUUAAUCCCAUCACAACGAAUGUCAGUAAGCCGCCAACGAGAAGGAGAGGCGAGGAGGAGCCAUCAAGCAACAGCAAACAAACAUCCAGCUCUUCGUCCUCCAUCAAAGUGGUUCACUUUGGCGUCGUCUAAGCUUUUAUUAUGUAGUGCAAUUUAUUUAGUUUAAAUAGUUAAGAAUUCGUCUUCCAUGUGUAAACGUUGC
Messenger RNA from Drosophila hydei, 3161 nucleotides. RefSeq names its product WD repeat-containing and planar cell polarity effector protein fritz (gene frtz). Gene Ontology annotation, cellular component: axonemal basal plate. The record is from RefSeq and is a predicted model, not a curated record. Gene Ontology annotation, molecular function: protein binding. Gene Ontology annotation, biological process: nervous system development; establishment of protein localization; cilium organization. Bases 311 to 3091 code for a protein of 926 amino acids. The transcript is spliced from 7 exons. Lineage: Eukaryota; Metazoa; Arthropoda; Insecta; Diptera; Drosophilidae.